AUGUCUCCCAACAUUGAGCCAGUAUCAGUAGAGACCUGGGACACCAAACCGCACAAUGGGUCAAGCGACAACAAUAUUCGCCCCGUAGGUAGUACGGCUACGGGAUCUGUCAUGCCGGAUAGCCACUCAAUCAAAAAGACCAUCGGCCCGAUUACCAUGAUCUCGGUAUGCUUCAACAUUUGCAACAGCUGGGCCGGGAUCACCUCCAGUACUCAAAUCGCACUUAUACAAGGUGGACCCGUGACGCUUGUGUUUGGCAUCAUCUUCGCCGCAGUCUUGUACAUGGCCAUCGCGCUUAGCAUGGGAGAAUUGGCGAGCGUCUAUCCUACAGCCGGCGGCCAAUACCACUUUGCAUCCGUUCUGGCGCCCAAAAGGGGAAACAGAGAAAUUUCGUAUAUCUGUGGAGUUUUGACUAUGUUUUCAUGGGUUGCGAUUGGUUCCAGUGUCUCAAUGGCUAGCAGUCAACAGAUCUUGCCUCUCGCGGAGUACUAUAAUCCAGGCUAUGUUGCAAAAGACUGGCAUUAUUUCUUGGUCUACCAGGCCUUUCUUCUCGUUGUCUUGGUCUACAACAUGGUGGCCUUGAAGAAACUGCCCGUGACUCAUAAUAUCGGAUUUUUCGUUACACUCUCGCUCUUCUUGAUCUCCCUCAUCUUCUACACCGUGCGAGCCUCCCCAAAAGCAACAAGCGAGUUCGUGUGGAAUACCUUCCUCAACUUGACAGGCUGGCCGGAUGGUGUGUGUUUCUUUGCCGCGCAACUCACGACAUGUUUCUGUUUUGCUGGACUUGACGGCGCACUCCAUCUUGCUGAAGAUGCGCCCAAUCCACGGACGGCAGUGCCUCGAGCUACUGUGACUACUGUCUUGAUUGGAUUUACGACUGCGUUCUCUAUCGCGAUUUGUAUUCUUUACAGCAUCUCAGAUUUUGAAAGUCUACUAACAAUUGAUGGAUAUGUGCCAUUCGAGAUUAUGAGACAAGCAUUCCGUUCCAACAACAUGGCCGUCGGGAUAUUGAUAGCUAGCUGUUUCCUCUCGUUCUUCAUUCUGAACGCCGUCGUCGAGACCUCGUCCCGAAUUGCAUGGGCCCUUGCCAAGGACAAUGCUCUCCUGAUGUCAAGUAAAUUAGAACUGGUUCACCCGGGCCUCGAAAUUCCAACGUGGUCACUCAUUUUCAGUUGGUUCUUCAUUGCCUUGACUGGAGUAGUGUUUGUGAUAUCUUCAACCGCUUUCAACGCCGUGCUUGCUUCACUAAUAGUCCUUCAACUACUAUCAUUUUCCAUACCGUGCGCUCUGUUACUGUACCAGAGACGCUCCGAGGAAUAUUUACCUGCAGAUCGCCUUUUCCGCCUGCCACAUUGGCUCGGAUUUACGGUUAAUGCCUAUGUGGUGGGAAUUUCCUUGAUGCUGACUGUGUUUUUUGUCUUGCCAACAUUUUUACCAGUCACAGCUUCUACCAUGAAUUAUACAGUAGUCAUUCUGGCUAUAGUUGCAUUGUUAUCGACCAUUAAUUGGUUUCUUCAUGCGGGCCGGGCAUACCAGGGGCCUAGGAUUGAAUAUAAUUAUUGA
Molecule: messenger RNA, 1563 nt
Organism: Talaromyces stipitatus ATCC 10500
Lineage: Eukaryota; Fungi; Ascomycota; Eurotiomycetes; Eurotiales; Trichocomaceae
Product: choline transport protein, putative
Exons: 5
Coding region: 1-1563 (520 amino acids)
Biological process (GO): transmembrane transport; amino acid transport
Cellular component (GO): membrane
Molecular function (GO): transmembrane transporter activity
Source: RefSeq, a predicted model, not a curated record